Peronospora farinosa is the source of this 3294-nucleotide messenger RNA. The record is from the annotation of a GenBank genome assembly. Lineage: Eukaryota; Oomycota; Peronosporomycetes; Peronosporales; Peronosporaceae.
AUGGGAAACUGUUGCUCGACCGAGACUUCAGCCGUCGUAACACGGCGUUCAGACGAGAAGAAUGAGGUCCACACUGCACCGUACGCUGCUCUUCCGUCCAGUCCACAUAAGCUCGCAGCUUCGGACGACACGGAGACGCGUGUGAACAAGGACGAGGACCCAGCGUCGUCCUCAUCACCUUCCGAGCCGCAAGUAGAUGCUUUUGUACCGCCUCACUGUCCCAGUGACAGCCACAUGGAGAAUACACACCAUGUUAAGAUUGGUGACUACAAUUUGCGCUACUCGUACUACUCGAAACGUGGGUAUUAUCCAGAAGCGAGGAAGAAAGCCAACCAAGACAGUUAUUACUGCGAGACACACUUUGCAGGAGAUGAUCAAAAAGCUUUUUUUGCCGUUUUUGACGGUCACGGACAGUAUGGAGAUAUUUGUUCGCAGUUUGCAGCCGAACAGUUGCCCGAGAACAUUAUCAAGAACUUUGAAGAAAACGUCGGCAUCCUACCGGCUCUUACGAGGGCCCAUAUGUUGACAAAUAGAGCCAUGCACGAGGCGAGUUUUGAUGACUCAAUGAGCGGCACGACGUCUAUUUCCGUGCUCUUUUGUGGCAACGAAAUCCAUGUCUCGAACGUCGGUGAUUCUAGAGCGAUUAUUGCGCAGGAGAACCUUAAGGCGUCUACGCGUGAAGGCGAGACUAAUUUGGUCGCCAAGCCACUGUCGAUCGACCAGACGCCCUUCCGCCAGGAUGAGCGAGUUCGUGUGAAGAAAUGCGGCGCGCGUAUCUUGACAGUAGAUCAAGUAGAAGGUUUGGAGCCUAUCCAUGAGAACUGGGGCUUAUCGCUUGGUGAUGAGAUCGACGAGAACGGAGACCCACCGCGCAUUUGGCAUCCCUACGGACAGUAUCCCGGAACUGCUUUCACACGCAGUAUGGGAGACUUGGUGUCGAAAGAUCUUGGCGUGACAGCUGAGCCGGAAAUUUUAUGCAAGAGUCUGAACCCCCACGAUAAGUUUAUUGUCGUGGCGAGUGACGGUGUGUUCGAAUUCCUCACAAGCCAGAAUGUCGUUGAUAUUGUGAAGAAGUAUGAUAACCCGUCCGAGGCGUGUCAUGCGCUUGUCGAGGAGGCAUACAACCGCUGGCUUCAGUUUGAAGUACGAACGGAUGACAUUACUGCGAUCUGCAUAUUCCUGGAUGGUGUUACCCCAGCCAAGGAACGCGAUGGUCCUCGCGGGAGUAUUUACGUUGGUGGAGAGGUUCUGGAUCUACAGUCAAUGCAAAGGCCAGUACGCGGUAUCUCCAAAAUCCACACACGCAGGAAUACAAUCGUGGGAACAGACGCGAUUCGUUUAUCGCUUGCAGAGGCAUUUUUGGAUGACGAUGACGAGUUCGGGAAGCUUCCGAGUUUGAUUGAAAGUGAGAGAAAGUCAGAGGAAGAAGAGGAGUGGAUCAAGAAGGCUGUCCAGGGUAGUUUUCUGUUCAAUCACUUGAGCGCCAAAAAGAUCCACGAAGUCAUUUCAGUGUUGAAAAAAAUAGAGUUCAAUGCUGGUGACACUGUCAUGCGCCAAGGAGUUCCGGGCAACACGUUCUACCUGGUGGAAUCUGGUGAAUUUGAGGCUCGCCACAUUAACGGUGAAGUUUCGGAGCUAUCACUUCAGAACGAUUCCUCUCCGGAAGCGUAUGGCGAGGUUGUUGAAGUGUACAGAGCUACUGACAACUCUCACCCAACUUUCGGUGAGCUGGCGCUUUUUUACCCGAAACCUCGCGUAAACACGGUCGUUACGAGGACAAAGGGUACUCUAUGGGCGCUCGAUCGAAUUGCUUUCCGUUCGAUUUUGAUGCGGGGACGACCAUUGCGCGAUGUCGUUCGACGGCUUCGUCAGAUUAGCUUACUACGCCCACUGACUGUUGCACAGACGAACCUCGUUGCAGAAGAGAUGCGCACUGUUGUUUUCGAACCAAAUCAAGUUGUCUUUCACGAGGGAAUGGCAGAGCCUGGAUUCUUUCUAAUUACUAGUGGUCGCAUUGAAUCAACCUCCAAAAUGGAUAACGUGGCACCCGUCGAACUUAAGACGUUUGACUAUUUUGGCGAAAUCGCACUAGUUCGAAGACGGUCGAUCAGCCAACGUUCCAUUCGAGCAAUUGAGCGCACCGAGUGCCUCUUCAUCAGAAAGGAUGCACUGGAAUUGGCUGUUGGCAAGCUGUCUUCGAUUUUAGAGAAGGACAAACUGCGUCGGGCACGAAAGGCGCGGAUUGCCGAGGCGCAAAAGAAGGCAACGACAAGCACAUUCGUCCAAUAUGACAACGAGACGAAGACAAACAUGCCUAAGUCAAUUGAUGACCUAGAGGUUGUUGGAAGCGUAAUGUCCGACUUGAUUAACACUGUCCGUCUGGUGGAGAUCAAGGGGUCGUCGUCUCGACAAUAUUUGACUUUGCGGUCGGUGAGCAAGCAAGCAAUUGUUGACGCUGGUAUGCAGAAGCAUGUCAGUGGUGAGCGUGACAUCUACGUCUCUCUCUACGAAAAGAAUGCAUUGGUGCCACAGUUGUUUGGAAUGAACUCCAAUGGCUCGGAUAUCCACAUGCUGUAUGACACACAAAUCGUGGGCACCCUCGAGAGUUUUUUGGAUGGCGAGCCACACGGAGAGUCUUUCGUUCGCUACUAUGCUGCGCAAGUGGUGAUGGCGCUCGAGUUCAUGCAUGUGGAGGGCAUUGUCUCGCGAACGGUUGACCCGACGAACCUCAUGGUUGAUCGCAGUGGAAACCUUCGCAUGAUCAACUUGAGACUUUCCAAGUAUGUUGGCCGUGGCCGAACCUACACUGUCUGUGGUACUCCAGAGUAUCUAGCCCCGGAGCAAAUUACUGGCGAAGGCCACAACAUUGCUGCGGAUUACUGGGCGCUUGGUGUACUCAUGUACGAAAUGCUAACUGGCGCGACUCCUUUUAACCGAGAAAACGAGAAUGAUUUGGAGAUUCUAAAUGACAUUGCAUCGUUUCGCCCGGUUAACUUGUCGUGGCCUGAGCAUACAAGUGCCGAGCUGAAGGAUAUUAUCGAGAAUCUUUUGAGCCCUGACCUUACACAUCGUCUCGGAUACUCGGAAGUCCGCGCUAGUGCCUGCGAGCCGAUCAAAAAGCACGCGUUCUUUGCUGGAACCUCGUGGGAGGCCACAAAGAUGGGCUCGUUCUCGGCACCACUUGAGCCGGAGGCUGCAUCAGAAUUCAAGCAGGUUGCAGCUAGCGGAAGCCAAGAAAACCUGAACAUUGGAAAUGUGUAUAAGGGCGACGUUGACUGGCUUGCCGGGUUCUAG